AGCAUGUUCAUAAUUCCACCAACAUUGCAAUAACUGUAAAUAUAUCUUAUAUUCUACUAUAUUAGACAGACCAUAUCUUUCUUCCAUACACCUUUCUCUUUGAAUCUUGAUUAUUCUUGAUUAUUUUCCCUCAUUCCUCGGGUUUAUUCAACUUAAAAUCAUCAUCGCAGAUAACCAUAGACCAAACAAGAUUUCAAAAUGUUUGGUUCCAAAGAUUUGACAAUCACUCUCGAUAAGAUCUCAAAUUCUGAUGGUGCUCAUUAUACAAAUUAUGAUCUUAUAACUGGCGAACUCUCCUUCAAAACUUUCAAACAAAUCUCUGUUAAAUCCAUUAUAGUCUCCUUGAAAGGAAACUCAUACACUUCAGUAACUGAAAGAACAUACGAUCAAGAAAAAAACCAAUACACUUCCAGAAUUAUAUCUGAAAAACACAACUUCUUAAUCAUAAACCAACAAGUUUUCCCUCCUCCUGAAAUAUUAGCUGUUUCAACUUCCAAAAAACACUCCAUUAUGCCAGGAAACCAUGUUUUUGCUUUCCAAAUUCAAAUUCCCCUAAACUCAAACAAUCCAUUCUGUGGUGAAAAACGUCGUAAAACUGAAGAAAGACAACACCAAAUGCAAUCUUAUAUGGAAGAUAACCUUUGUAACGCAAAUUCUAAUCCUUUCACUUACAACCAUUAUUCCGAUGGCUUCAAUGUCUCAUGGGGCAAUUCUGUAGAUCAUUACCAUGAUUUUUUAUUGCCCAGCAGUUUCCAUGAUAGUCUCUCCUGUUCUGAUGGUCCAGUCACUGCAUAUGUUGAAUAUCACAUAAAAGGCAUUGUCAAAAAGGCAAGAUUCUUCUCUAUCAACGCAAGAGCAAAAGAACCCUUUGACUUCUUAGCUUUACCAGACGUUUCCUUGAUAGAUCAAUAUCAAACAACCUCACAUGAAAUCAUUAGAAACUCUCAAUUUAAUCUAAAAAGAGAAAUACUUCCCUUUGAAGAGUUCCAGCAAGAAAAAUCUCUGGAAAUACUUAUUCAAAAUGAAAAGGAAAAGGAAAAGGAAAAGGAAAAGGAAAAGGAAAAGGAAAAGGAAAAGGGGAAAAAAAAUAAAUUUUCAAGCAUCUUUCGUGAUAUCUUUCUGCCUUUCAAUUCUAUUCGAAAGAACUACUUCUACAUCCCUCUUGCUUUACAAGCAAAAUGUAAAGUUCCCACAUUGCUUAACAGAGGCCAAAAAUUCCCAAUUACUUUAUCUGUAACUUCUAAUCUAGAUCCAGAUACUUUUAUUAAAAAUGGCUUUGGAAAUAUUUACAUCAAAAAGUUAAACAUUCAAUUACUAUGUCAUACAUAUAUAAGAGCAGAGCUCAAAACAGUCUCUCCAAUUAGCUAUAUUACUAUAUUUGAUGCUUCAAAUCAUAUGAAAAUAGAUCUAACAAAAUUAGAAAGACCAUUUGGAAAAAACUAUUAUGAAUAUAUGAUUCCUGGAGAAUAUUACGAUUUUACUGUUCCCAAAUAUCUAGUAGCUUCUCUUCAAUCUUGUAAUGUUGUAAAAAAAUAUGAAAUUUUAAUUACUGCUACUUUUUUCAAUUACUUGAGAGGCGAAGAAGAAGUAGAAUCAGUCUCAGAUUCUUCAGAAGCUAAAGUCAGCAUUGACGUUCAAGUUAUUAACGAUGUUGUUCCUGGAAUAGUUUUAAAUCAAAAAUGUAAUGGAAAUCAUCAACAGCAACCUCAAGAUCUUCAAGUUGAUAAUACUCUUCCAUCAUACAAUCAAUCAAUUGAGAGUUCUUCAGCUGCAAUUUAAUCCCUAUUUGUAAAAUUCGUUUAUCUGCUGUUGCUUUUUUUUGUUUUUAUUUUAAUAAUUGUUUCAUUAUUCUGUUUCUUAUUGUAAUACACAAAUCAAAAUCCUUAAUUUAAUCAAGCAUAAAAGCUUAAAACCGCUUAGUGAACUGAAAAUUAGCCAAAAGUUUACUCAUUCAACUCAACAACUUAUUUGUUUAUGAUUUUAAAAAUCUGUUAAUACUGAAGCAGAAAACAAAGGCUGAUUGGUCAACACAAAAAACGUCAACGGUUUUUCCGAACUAUUGUUAUUUAUCCGUGUGAGGUAUAAAAGCUGGCUGCAAAUUAAACUAGCAAUUACUUUGCUGCUUCGAUUUUUACUCUCUAACACUUCUGGAAUAUAGACAUAAUUGGCGAAAUCAGAAUGUUCUCUUCAGAUAAAAAACCAAAGGUAUUG
This is a messenger RNA of Ascoidea rubescens DSM 1968, 2211 nucleotides long. RefSeq lists its product as uncharacterized. Bases 199 to 1779 code for a protein of 526 amino acids. The record is from RefSeq and is a predicted model, not a curated record. NCBI's taxonomy places the organism in Eukaryota, Fungi, Ascomycota, Saccharomycetes, Ascoideales, Ascoideaceae. The transcript has a single exon.